Nilaparvata lugens (brown planthopper) is the source of this 4888-nucleotide messenger RNA. Its product is annotated as SCF E3 ubiquitin ligase complex F-box protein grrA. NCBI's taxonomy places the organism in Eukaryota, Metazoa, Arthropoda, Insecta, Hemiptera, Delphacidae. The record is from RefSeq and is a predicted model, not a curated record. The transcript has 7 exons. The coding region runs from base 806 to 2374 and encodes 522 amino acids. Gene Ontology annotation, cellular component: SCF ubiquitin ligase complex. Gene Ontology annotation, biological process: SCF-dependent proteasomal ubiquitin-dependent protein catabolic process.
UGUUUGGCAUAUGACCAGAAGAAGCAGCCUACAUUAGCCUCUCUUUCUUUUUGUUACCUUGCUUGUUCCAGAAGUUUAUUUACAACGCAGUAUUUUGUGUGUAGUUAUUGUCAGAUUCAAUUUAAAUUACUUUGCAAGGGCAAGACUAGAUUAUUUUUAGUUCCUCAAACAAUAGCACUUAUCACUUAUCAUAAUCUAUCCAGUUCUCCAUUGUUAUUACUUUGUUCAAUUUUGCUUGCCAAAUUCUUCGGAAUCAUUAAGAGAAUUUCCAAAUUUGUGCUCAAAUCUACUAUAAUUUAAAUAGAAGUUCAAGUAAUGUUUUCUUUAUAGGGUUGUACUGUGAAUUUUUUUCAAUGCUGAGUCCCGAGGUAUGGAACUUUGAUAGUGCAUUGAAAAAUACACACAUAAGCAGUAAAUCAGGAAAUAAAAUAUUCGGACACUGUGAAGAUGUGAUAACUAAUCAUCAUUUAAAUCAUCAUGUCUCAGUUUUGAUACCAGACUGCCAAUCUAUUCCGGAAGAUAUCAGUAAUAUCUUGAAAAUUGACUGUGAAUACUAUCGCGUUCAUCUUCCACUAGAGAGCCUCAUUGAUAAGGAAUUUAUUGACUUAUUUAUCCUAGCUGGAGGUGAGGUUAGUGGCCUGAGCAUUGGACCACGGCUAGACGCUGAUGCUUGUUCGGCCGCCCUCCUUCCGUCCGGCCAUCUUGCUCUGUCGGUGCGCGGCGACCACUUCCGGUCCCUGGGAAUAGAGGGCGUAGCCACGUCGCCAGACCGAUACGUGAGAGCGUGUGGAGUUGUGAGGUGAAGAUGCCGCAAAAGAAACAGCCGAUGGCGCUGGAGAGUCUGGCUCUGGGCGCGGUGCGCACAUGGACCAAAAUGGUGGCCACUCAUAUCAUGGACCCGGUGUGCGAUGCGCUGCAGCAGCAAGGAGUCCACCAGUUUGCGACGCUUCUGAGCACGGCGAUCCUCACCAUCAACGAAGCGCUGUACGCGAGCGUGCCCUGGUACCUCAUCGACAGCGUCGCCGUCCAAGUGCUCUCCAGCAUCGACGAGCUCGUCCAAGAGACUCGCACCGAGUCCACCGAGUCCGAGCAUCGCCUCCACAUGCAACUCUACAUGGCGCGCUUGAAAGUCAUCGUCAGCCUGUCGGAAGCGGUCGCUCACCCCCAACUCCGCACCCUCGAUGUCUCCCGCUGGCCCAAGAUCAUACGACACGUCCUCAACGGCACCCUCUUCAAACUGUCUGGACUGGAGAAACUCGACCUGGGUGGCGGUUCGAGUGGUUGGGGCACUUCGGAGGCCGAGAAAAAUGUUCUAUCGGGCGUAGUAGCUAUGCACAACCUGACCUCCCUCUACCUCUGCCUCGACUGCACUGACAACAUCCUGGCCGCGGUUGCAGCCAACUGUCAUCGCUUACAGUUCCUUGAUGUCACGUCUUCUCGCUCAGUCACCGACAGAAGCAUUCCAGGACUAUGCUCCUGCACUUCUUUGAAAACUCUCAAACUUCAUCGCACCUCGAUAACCACCAAAGGCUACAAAACACUUCUCCUUUCUCUACCUGAGCUUCGAGAAUUCGGCCGCUGUGAUGUGCUGGGAGAUGUGCUGGAAAGCGUGGCUAAAAACAGAAAAACGCCUCUUGGCCUGCAUUCACUGGAAGGUCGCGACCUUGGUGACACAGAGAUGCGACUUCUCACCCUCAUGUGUCCAUUCCUAUCUCGUAUAACCCUCUCACAUUUCGAGAAAGUUUGCGAUCUAUCAUUACUCGGCCAACUGGAGCGUCUUUCCGAGCUCAAACUGUCAUCAUGUGAUUUCUACAGUGAUAAGGUGUUCAGACUGCUUGAGUUGCGAGGCUCAACGAUCACUCAGCUUCACUUGGAAGAUGUCAAUGAAUUAGACAACCAUGCUCUCUUCGCCAUUGGGCGGCAGUGUCCUAACCUCAACAAUUUCGAACUGCACCACUGUGAGCUGGGUGAAGGAGUUCUUUCACCAUAUAUAAAGACUGAUGAUUUGUUUGAAAGCCUGCAGCGACUGGUUUGCAUCUCAGACGGAUCCUCUUCCACUGUUGAAUUGCUACUCUGCUACUCGCCCAACAUCCGUUCGGUGCAGCUCGGCUCAUCUACUGAGGUUUACGACAGAACCUUCUCCACUAUCCUAAACCACAACCCGAUGCGCUUUCUUGAGGAACUGCGCAUCCACUACAGCUACGAUCUGAGCAUGCGCACUGUGCGCAAACUGAUGGACAGCUGUGGCAAUCUGCGUGUUCUGUCCGAGCUAGAGUAUUGGGACGGCAUAACCGAAGCUGAACUCAAAGAAUUUCAUCAUCAUAUCCGAACGAAUAAUCUUGAGCUGGACAUCACACCUACUCUCUCUCGGUGACAAAUAUUUUCUAUCCCUCAACAUGUGAAAUAUGCAUCAACGUCCAAACAAAGCGCUUAUUGGAAAUUGUGCUUAUUUUAUCUGUAAAUUACAAAGUAUAUUUUGUAAAUUGAAUUUGUUUUUGUGCCGUAUAUUUGUGUACUGUGUUUCUUGCCUAUACAGUGUUAUGUAUUUAACUCUGUUUUGUAUGUAAUUUUUACCAAUAAAGAAAAAAUAUAAGCUCUUGGAUUUAUUUGUGUUACAUUAGAUGUGUAUUUUAUGUUAUGUGCAAACUUGUGAUUUUGAAAAAUAGUUUAUCUAUGUGUUGAACUUGAUGAGUUUCGUAAAUUAUCAUGAAAUAUAAUUGUUGACAUCAAUCUAUCUUUCUUGGAAGUAAAGUAGACACAAUUAUUUCAAUUACUUUGAUAUCAUGCUGAGAUUCUACUUCAAAUAAUCAAUGAGGGUUGUUCUGUAACAAUUGUUCAAAAAAAAGAGUACGAUGAUAGGAAACAUGAUAGCUAAUUUCUUGCAUGGUCUAGGGUAGACUCUGGUUCUAGAAUUUGUUUCACAGGAUACUGCAAAAACAAUAAGAUAAUCUAACCCAAAAAUUAUUUCUAAUCUAUAAUUAUAUUAUUUUUGCUCCACGUGUGUGCGUAACGAAUUAUUUAUAAAAUUAUCAAGAGUUUGGUGGGGUUUUAGUCCAGGCAAUGCAUGCUAAAAAAGGGUAUAGAAGGAAAUGUUUGGAAGAUAACUUUUGACCCCGCAGUUCUGUUGAAGGUACCUAGUUAGGAGGUAAACAUAUCAAAAGUAAACAUAUCUACCCCUACCCUCUGUGCUAAGGGGUGGGGGUGAUUGAAAGGUACCAUUUUUUGGUUUAUCGCAUAUAUCGGUAACUUGAAAACUAUGCAUCUUACAGCAAUGAUUUUUCUGUACAAAAUUGAAGAUUACAUAAUUUCCUUAAAUAUUGAACCAAUAACUUUUUCUAUAUGUUUCAUUUUUCGAGAUAUCCGCUCUUGAAGGUGUGAUAUUUUCGAAAAAAAAACUACGUUUGUCUCCAAUUUUCUGCUAUUUUUGAUCCUAACUUUUGACUUUUUCAAAUUCGAUGGAAAAAUUCAUGCUGAUUAUGAGCUCAUAGAGCAUCAAAUUCUUUUCAAUUUGAUGUACAAUUUCACAAGUUCAAGAAGGGCAUUUUCACACGACUGUUGCAGCAGCUUUAGUGAUGAGUGUGAAAUCUUCCGUUUUGCAACAAUAUACCAAUUGACAAGGAAUUUGAAGGAAAUGUUUUAAACAAAAUUUUUGACUUUGUAGCUUUGUCGGAACCAGUUAGGAGGUGAACAUAUCAGAAGUCCCCACCCCUAGUGCUAAAGGGAUGAUGGUGAUAUAGAAGUUGCAUUUUUCUUUUUUUGCUUAACGCUUAUACGAUCUUGGGAAAAUUGCGUUCAAUCGACAUGACUAAAUAAUAUGAUACAUAAGUAUGACAAUAAUAGGAUACAUAAGAUUAUGUUUUAGGUUACCGGUUAUGAUUAACACGUUUCUUAUUAACAGUCACAGCUUCUCAUGAUACGAGCUAUUUCCAUAGCUAAAUGGAGAUACUCGUUGCUACUUGCAGAUAAUUUACUACAGAAAAUGAUUAUGCUUGCAACGGUUUUCGCAGGUAUUGUCAUUGAUUUGAAGAAACCGUGCUUCGAACCUGGUAAAAGCAACUAUGAUCGCACUAAGAGGAGUCUGUCAAAAUUCAAUCCAGUCAACUUGGAAUUUAUAAUCGCAUGGGAAACUCAUGAUGAGAAAAUUUGCCCAUCAACGAUAGCGAAGUAUUUUAGUGAUAAGGGUUAUACAGUGCAACAGUGUGAGCCACAUUUCAAGUACAGAGUUGAUAAAGGCAUUCCUGUACCUGAACUCGGAGAGACGCCACAACAAGAACUGUUGGAAUGGCUUGGUGCUCACAGCCUCGGUGUUUUCAGGAAAGACAACUCAUUUACAUCAGUAGAAACGUCGGAAUACUUGAGCUCCUAUGCUGCUCCCAACGAUUGCACGAAAUCUGAAAAGACGGUUCUAUUCCAAUGGACUGGAUUUUUCACUAGGAAAAAAAUAUUGGAUCUUUUCAAAAGACUGAGGCUUUAUUCAGCAGAAAGACUCACGGGAAAAUCCUGGGUAAGCUUAACCGUUCAAGGGUUUAUGGAUUCACCUGUGGCUUGGAAAAGUAAACCUCACGGCCUCUACAGGAAUUCUGAUGAACAGUAUACAAUUUUCAUAGAGAAGGAAAAUUUAGUAUGCAUGGCAGUUGUACCUUCAAAUGGAAAAGUCAAAUAAACACCGAAUGACACUGAAGGAUCACAGACUAAAGUAAAACAAUCAAUUAAAUUACUUGAAGAUUUGAAAAAUAAGUAGAGCAUUUAAAGCCAAUGUAACUUACGUCCUGGGCGAAUUUUGUAUUCAAUUACAUAGUAUUAUUUCCCAAUUAUUUCUGUAAUUUGAAGUUUUGUACUACCCUUAUUCCAUUUUGUACAAAAAUACAACUUUUUUACCGAACUGAAA